AUGGCUCAACUAGUUGGGUCAGAAGAAAUCGAGUCAUUUAGAAAUGAAUUGUCAGAAAUAGGAAGAAGUUUAAGGUCAUCAUUUCGUCGUCGUACGUCUAGUUUGCAUGCUAAUUUGGAUGUAAAUUGUGCGAACAACGACCAAGAUCAUGAGACAGACAAGAAUCUUCUUCUAGAGUGGGCUGCAAUCGAUAGAUUACCAACCUUUGAACGUUUGAUAUCGUCUUUAUUUGAUGAAGAAAAUGGAGAUGGUGUUAUAUUAGGAAAGAAGGUGGUAGAUGUCACAAAACUCCUUCCUCCUGAGAGGCACAUGUUUAUUGAGAAGCUCAUCAAACACAUUGAGAAUGAUAACCUUCAGUUGUUGCAGAAACUUAGAAAACGAACAGAUAAAGUUGGUGUGAAAUUGCCCUCUGUGGAGGUGAGAUAUAAUAAUCUUCGUGUAGAAGCUGAGUGUGAAGUCGUUCAUGGAAAGCCCCUCCCAACUCUCUGGAAAUCUUUGCAAAGUUUUCUUUUGGGGAUUGUCAUGGUACCUGGUUUGAAGUCUAAACGCGCUAAGAUAACCAUUAUAAACGAUGUCACUGGUGUCAUUAAACCAGGAAGGAUGACUCUGCUUCUUGGUCCUCCGGGGUGUGGAAAGACCACAUUGUUGAAAGCACUUUCUGGGAACCUUAGCAAAUCUCUUAAGAUUAGUGGUGAAAUUUCAUACAAUGGAUACAAACUAGAAGAAUUUGUCCCUCAGAAAACUUCUGCAUAUAUUAGCCAAAAUGAUUUGCAUAUCCCUGAAAUGACAGUGAGGGAAACACUAGAUUUCUCGGCCCGUUGUCAGGGUACUGGAAGCCGUGCAGAGAUUAUGAUGGAGGUUAACAGGAGGGAGAAAGAAGGUAGGAUCAUUCCAGAUCCAGAUAUAGAUAUAUUUAUGAAGGCAAUCUCCGUUGAAGGACAAAAGACUACUCUUCAGACAAACUACAUCCUGAAGAUUCUAGGCCUUGAUAUAUGUGCUGAUACAAUGUUUGGGGAUGCCAUGAGGAGAGGAAUCUCCGGUGGUCAGAAGAAAAGAUUGACUACAGGGGAGAUGAUUGUUGGUCCCACAAAAGCUUUAUUUAUGGAUGAAAUAUCAAAUGGCCUAGACAGCUCGACUACGUAUCAGAUAAUUUCUUGCCUUCAGCAGUUGGCACAUAUAACAGAUGCUUCUGUACUCAUUUCACUUCUUCAGCCAGCACCAGAAGCAUUUGAUCUCUUUGAUGACAUUAUGUUGAUGGCCGAAGGGAUGAUCGUGUAUCAUGGGCCCCGUAGUAAUGUUCUAGAGUAUUUUGAGGUUCUUGGCUUUAAAUGUCCCGAGAGAAAAGGCAUAGCGGACUUCCUCCAAGAGAUUGUGUCAAAAAAAGAUCAAGCAACUUACUGGUGCCGAAAUAAAGAAGCAUAUAGUUAUGUCUCGGUGGACACCUUAUCAAUGAAAUAUAAGGAAUCGAAUUUGGGGAAACAAGUAAAUGACAAAAUAUCCGAACCCUUCAUCAGAACACAAAGCCAUGAGAAUGCUAUUUCUUUCAAUGUGUAUUCUCUUUCUAAAUGGGCUCUUUUUAAAGCUUGCAUGUCUAGGGAAAUUCUCCUGAUGAAAAGGAAUUCUUUUCUAUACAUUUUCAAAACAAUCCAGCUCAUCAUAAUGGCAGUGAUCACAAUGACUGUAUUUUUGCGAACUAGAUUGAAGGUUGAUAUCACUGAUGCAAAUUAUUAUCUUGGUUCACUCUUUUAUGCACUCAUAAUUCUUGUAGCCGAAGGGUUCCCAGAGUCGGCUAUGACACUUGCAAGACUUCCAAUUUUCUACAAACAGAGGGAUAUGUACUUCUACCCUGCUUGGGCAUAUGCUAUUCCUGCAUCAAUUCUUAAGAUACCAUUGUCAAUCUUGGAAGCCGCUAUUUGGACAGGCCUCACUUAUUAUGUUAUUGGAUAUAGCCCUGAACCCGGAAGGUUUUUCCGCCAACUAAUGAUUUUUUUUGCGACACACUUCACGUCAAUAUCUUUGUUCCGAUUAUUGGCAUCAGUCUUUCAAACUGUGGUUGCUUCUACAACUGCGGCAAGUAUAUCAAUAUUGUUUCUGUUGUUGUUUGGUGGCUUCAUUAUACCACACUCUUCAAUGCCUGGUUGGUUAAAGUGGGGAUUUUGGGUUUGUCCCCUUUCAUAUGCUGAAAUAGGUCUUGCGGUUAAUGAAUUUCUUUCCCCCCGAUGGAACAAGAUGACGGCUACAAAUACGACGAUAGGUAUACAAACACUAAAAAGUCGCGGGUUAGACUUUGAAGGAUACUAUUACUGGAUAUCACUUGGUGCCAUUCUUGGUUUUGCACUACUUUUCAACAUAGGCUUCAUAUUGGCUUUAAGCUACUUUAAGGCUCCUAGUAUGCAUGCCAUUAUUUCAAAGGAAAAGCUAUCCGAAGUACAUAAAAGUGAAAGGUCUAAACACGACACUCAGAAGCAUAAAAGUUCAAAUAAUAUUGUCCAGGAACCUUACAAAGGAAAAUUGGUGUUACCUUUUGAGCCGCUCACGAUAACCUUUCAAGAUCUACAGUACCAUGUGGAGCCUCCACCGGAAAUGCAAGGACAUGGCUUCACUGGGAAAAGACUUCAGUUACUUCGUGAUAUCACAGGGGCAUUUAGACCUGGUGUUCUUACAGCAUUGAUGGGUGUAAGUGGUGCUGGAAAAACGACGCUUCUUGAUGUUCUUUCUGGAAGAAAAACCAGUGGCAUUAUUGAAGGAGAGAUUAAAAUCGGGGGGUAUUCUAAAGUCCAAGAUACCUUUGCUAGGAUUUCAGGUUACUGUGAACAAACUGAUGUACACUCUCCCCAGAUUACAGUCGAAGAAUCAGUCGUAUUUUCUGCUUGGCUUCGCCUCCAUCCUGAAAUUGAUUCAAAAACAAAAUACAAAUUCAUAGAAGAAAUUCUGGAAACAGUUGAGCUAUAUUCCAUAAAAGAUUCCUUGGUUGGCAUUCCGGGAGUUAGUGGUCUAUCAACAGAACAACGUAAGCGGCUCACAAUUGCUGUGGAAGUUGUUGCUAAUCCCUCCAUUAUUUUCAUGGAUGAACCUACAACUGGACUGGAUGCCAGAUCAGCUGCCAUUGUCAUGCGGGCUGCAAAGAAUAUUGUUGAGACAGGAAGAACAAUUGUUUGCACCAUUCACCAACCAAGCAUUGACAUAUUUGAGGCCUUUGAUGAGUUAAUCCUAUUGAAAAAUGGCGGAAGCAUGAUCUAUUGUGGGCCACUAGGUCAGAACUCAUGUAAGGUCAUCGAAUACUUUGAGAGGAUUUCUGGGGUGCCAAAGAUUAAAGACAACUAUAAUCCAGCGACAUGGAUGCUAGAAGUUACUUCGCCAUCAGUGGAAGCUCAACUUGGAAUUGAUUUUGGACAGAUCUAUGCUACCUCAACUUUGUAUCAGAGCAAUAAAAACCUUGUAUACACAUUAAGUAGACCGCCUCCUGGUUCAAAAGAGUUGUAUUUUCUGACGCGUUUCCCACAAAAUGGUUGGGGUCAGUUCAAGGCAUGCCUAUGGAAACAACAUCUGUCAUAUUGGAGAAGUCCAUCAUACAACUUGAUGCGUUCGAUGCAUAUGGUAUUUGCGUCAUUUUUUUUUGGUUUACUCUUCUGGGAUCAAGGGAGAAAAAUAGAUAACCAGCAGAGUUUAUUCACUGUUCUUGGUUCCAUGUAUGCCGCUGUACUAUUUUGUGGGACAACCAACUCAUCUUCGGUCAUACCAUAUGUUUCCAUGGAGCGGACUGUUCUAUAUCGUGAAAGAUUUUCUGGGAUGUAUGCAUCAUUGGCUUAUGCUCUUGCACAGGUGACAAUCGAGGUCCCUUAUCUCUUCGGUCAAUCACUUGUAUUCUUCUGCAUCACAUACCCUAUGAUUGGGUAUGAUUGGUCAGCCUACAAAGUUUUCUGCUACUUUUACGCAUUCUUGUCCACAUUAAUGUUCUUCACCUAUUUGGGAAUGCUCAUGGUUGCAAUGACACCAAGUUUCCCGGUAGCCGCCAUUCUACAGUCUGCAUUUUACACCAUCUUAAACUUGUUUGGUGGAUUUCUAAUUCCUGAACCGAAAAUUCCAAAUUGGUGGAAAUGGUUGUACUAUCUUGCUCCUACUUCAUGGUCACUCAAUGCGAUGCUUACAUCUCAGUUCGGUAAUAUGAAGAAGGAGAUCUUGGUUUUGGGGGAAACUAAAUCUGUUGAAGCAUUCCUAAGAGAUAACUUUGGGUAUCAUUAUGAUCAGUUACCACUUGCACUCGUUCUUCUUGCGCUACAUCCCCUCAUUCUUGCUUUUCUAUUCGCAUACUGUAUAUCAAAACUGAACUUCGAGAGAAGGUAAAUUUUGCUGUCAAAUGUAUGCAUUUUAUAUAAGUAAGAAUAGGUGAAUAAAUUAAGAUUGUAAUAUAGCGCGCAAUUGAUGUUAGUGUUAGACUAUUAUUGUUCGAUCAUUGUCUAUAUCAUACGUGUCCUUUCCUAUUUAUGUAUUAUGUUUAUAUAUGUUGUAAUUUUAUCGUUGAUUUACUAUGACUAAUGAUGUACUCAAGGUAGUCAUGAUGGGAGACUUGAAUGACCCCUUUUAAUGUUGAA
Erigeron canadensis is the source of this 4592-nucleotide messenger RNA. Its product is annotated as pleiotropic drug resistance protein 3-like. Gene Ontology annotation, cellular component: membrane. The coding region runs from base 1 to 4344 and encodes 1447 amino acids. The record is from RefSeq and is a predicted model, not a curated record. Gene Ontology annotation, molecular function: ATP hydrolysis activity; ATP binding; ABC-type transporter activity. The transcript has 24 exons. Lineage: Eukaryota; Viridiplantae; Streptophyta; Magnoliopsida; Asterales; Asteraceae.